Messenger RNA from Impatiens glandulifera, 1317 nucleotides. RefSeq lists its product as uncharacterized. NCBI's taxonomy places the organism in Eukaryota, Viridiplantae, Streptophyta, Magnoliopsida, Ericales, Balsaminaceae. The coding region runs from base 299 to 1123 and encodes 274 amino acids. The record is from RefSeq and is a predicted model, not a curated record. The transcript is spliced from 7 exons.
GUAAUUAGGAUUUUGAAUUUGAUUGUAAAUGGGAGUUGAGCCCUAAUUUGCAAAUGCUGAAGCCCAAAGAGAAGAGAGAGAGAGAGAGAAUUGAGGAGGAGGUUUUCCGAUCAUCCUCCGUCCGAUCAGCCGGUAGAGUUGAAACAGUUUUGGUACUUUGAUUGAUUGAUAUAUUAAUGAUCCUGACCAGCGACCAGUAAUCGCCAUUCUUUAUCGGAACCUAUUUAUAUAUACUUGCACGAGUCAAUCUAAAGCUAGCUAGGGUUCAUCGAUAAUAUAUACAACAUUUCUGAUUUCAAUGCAAGCAUUAACAAGAUGGCGCAACUUCUUCAUCACAGCAUCAUCAUCAUCGUCCCAAUUGGCUUCUUUUCAUUCCACUCACAUCCUUCUCCAGAAGAAUAAAAGGAACAAUGAUGCUAGAAGAGAAGAAAAGCCAUCAAAGGAUCAUAUUCGUUUUGAAACACGGCAAAAACGAGCUGAUACAAAGAAAGCCCUCAAGAGUCUUCUCUUCAAUGGUGGGUCACCAAGGUCAACUAUUUUUCAGGAUCAUACAAGAAGUGUAGCUUCUGAUCAUGAUAAUGCAAAUAGUUCUAAUAGAAGAAACCGGGCUAAGUCUUUUUCUGCUCAUCGUGCUAACAAAGAAGCUCAUCAAAAGAGAAUGAAACGUAAAAAAAGACGGGGGAGUUUUUCAGAUGAAGAAGAUGAAUUUCCCGGGAAUACAUUUCGAGCAACUUUUGGGCAUAAAUGUUAUACAUGGUCCUUCGUGGGUGAUGGCGGUUUCUUUACUGAAAAUACUAAUAAUUUUUUCGAGUGGAAAGAACCUCCAAAGCAUGAUACAAGGCAAAAAGAUUGGAGGAAUGAGAGCGAUCACGAAUCUUCGGAUGAUGAUGAUGAAACCACUCCAGUUGAGAAUCCAUCUAGUCAAGAAAGAAUCUUACUUGGCUUACCACCAUUAGGUGAUAUAACUAUAGCCGAUGUGAAAAAAGCAUUCCGUUUAACGGCUUUGAAAUGGCAUCCUGACAAGCACCAAGGCCCCUCGCAGGGAAUGGCAGAAGAGAAAUUCAGGCGAUGUUUGGACGCUUAUAAAUAUCUUUGUGGGAUACACUCGUCGCGGUUGGCUUAAGGUAGGUAAUUUUUAUGUUUUUGUGUAAGAAGCAAAAACUAUAUUGAAUUCUGUUUAAGAUUAAAGUUUAUAUGUAUUUUAUUGUUUUAAUUUGCUAUGAACCUUAAUUGUGGUUUUGAGUUUGAUGUGACCACAAACAAAAGUAGAAGGAAAAGACAAUAAAGUAUUCUUCAAUAAUGAACAACUUCCUAACA